Molecule: messenger RNA, 3679 nt
Organism: Belonocnema kinseyi
Lineage: Eukaryota; Metazoa; Arthropoda; Insecta; Hymenoptera; Cynipidae
Gene: Nep3
Product: endothelin-converting enzyme homolog
Exons: 13
Coding region: 168-2519 (783 amino acids)
Biological process (GO): protein processing
Cellular component (GO): plasma membrane
Molecular function (GO): metalloendopeptidase activity
Source: RefSeq, a predicted model, not a curated record
CUCACGAAAAUAAAAUGCCUUAUUGUUAGUUGACAGUCAUUGACAGGUUUGCGAACCGUAUUUUUUAAAAUUUCCACAUAUUUAUUUAAAAAACGGGUUUUUCUUUUUCAAAGUGGAUAAGAAAUUAAAAAAAAAGUGUUUAGAUUCCGGGAGUGUGCCCAGGCAAGAUGUCAGUGAAGAUGACACGAUAUAAGCAGACUGAAUUUGAAGAUGAAGAUAGUAGUAGCAUUGGAUCCAUUGCAUUAAACAGCGAAAGAAUAAGCACUUCAGCGACACAUAUAAGAUAUCAUACUUCAGGUAUUAUGCAGGGAACGACAUUAUGGCGAGCAAGAACAACACUUGAGAGAUUCCUAUUUAUUAUUGUUUCUGGGUUGCUGUUAAUGGUGAUAAUUCUCUCAAUUGUAAUUAGUAGUAAAAGUUCUUGGGUAGAACCGAGGAUUCUUCACAUUGCCUCAACCGAGGAUGGAUCGCAUUGUAUUACUCAACAUUGUGUAACAGUGGCAGCCUCCAUAAUUAAUAGUAUAGACGAUUCUGUUCAUCCUUGUGACGAUUUUUAUGAGUAUGCUUGUGGGGGAUGGGUAAAAAAAAAUCCCAUACCAGAUGGAAAAAGUAUGUGGGGUACUUUUGGGAAAUUGGAACAGGAUAAUCAGUUAGUAGUGAAAAAUGUACUUGAGCGACAGUUGAAUGAAAUGAAAUCCGAAUCUGAAAAGAAGGCAAAGUUGUAUUACUUGUCGUGCAUGGAUGGAAAUGACACGAUAGAAGCUUUGGGGGCGAAGCCUAUGCUGGAGUUAUUAGACGAUGUUGGAGGUUGGAACAUUACAGGGAAAUUCAAUAUUAGCAGUUGGUCUUUGCAGAAGAGCAUGCAUGUAUUGCAAAAUGUGUACAACAUGGGAGGGCUUUUCUCUUGGGCAGUUAAUGAAGAUGACAGAAACAGUAGCAGGCAUAUAAUACAAAUCGAUCAAGGAGGUUUGACCUUACCGACAAUAGACAAUUAUUUGAAUAAGACCGAGCAUGAAAAAGUUUUAGUGGCCUAUCUGGAUUACAUGACAAGGAUUGGAGUGCUUUUAGGGGGCGAAGAAAAUUCCACCAGGAGGCAAAUGCAGGACAUAAUUAGUUUCGAGACUAGAAUUGCUGAGAUAACUACUCCUCAAGAGGACAGAAGAGAUGAUGAGAAAUUGUAUAAUCUUAUGAAGAUUAGCGACCUACAAAAAAUGGCGCCCUUUAUGUCUUGGGUGGAUUAUUUUAAAAACGCAACACUCUUAGUGGGCAAAAAGAUCAACAGCAAGACUAACAUAGUGAAUUAUGCACCCGAGUAUUUCACCAAAUUGAACAAGCUGUUGCAAGAAUACAACAAAACGACUGAAGGAAAAGUAACUCUGAACAACUACCUCAUCUGGCAGACUGUCAGGUCCUUGACAGCCUGUCUUUCAAAACCUUUUCGAGAUGCAUAUAAGGGUUUGAGAAAGGCUCUGAUUGGUUCUGAGGGGAGAGAAGAACAAUGGAGAUAUUGCGUCAGUGAUGCCAAUAACGUCAUGGGAUUUGCUAUUGGUGCCAUGUUUGUCAGAGAAGUCUUCCAUGGAAAAAGUAAACCAAUGGCUGAGAUGAUGAUAAACGAGAUUCGACGAGCCUUUACGAAGAAUUUGAAGAAUCUAGAUUGGAUGGAUGCAGAAACGAGGAAAUCAGCUGAAGAAAAAGCAAAUGCUAUCACUGAUAUGAUAGGCUUUCCAAAUUUCAUUUUAAAUCCAAAAGAGUUAGACGAGCGUUAUCGCAAUUUGGUGAUUAAGGAGAACGAGUAUUUCUUGAAUAAUAUCAGAGUCAACAAGUACAAUUUGAGAAAAAGUUUAGAAAAACUGGAUCAGCCAGUGAAUAAAACGACCUGGAUUAUGACACCCCCUACUGUAAAUGCUUAUUAUACUCCAACAAAAAAUCAAAUAGUUUUUCCUGCGGGAAUUUUACAGAGUCCAUUUUAUGAUAUGGAAAAUCCAAAUAGUCUUAAUUUUGGAGGGAUGGGGGUUGUCAUGGGUCAUGAACUCACUCAUGCUUUCGAUGAUCAAGGCAGGGAAUAUGAUUUGCAUGGAAAUCUGCAUCAGUGGUGGAAUAAUGCAACAAUUGCAAAAUUCAAAAAUAGAACAGAAUGCUUUGUUGAACAGUACGGCGAUUUUGAAAUUGAUGGCCGACAUGUGAAUGGGAGACAAACAUUAGGUGAAAAUAUAGCAGACAAUGGCGGCCUAAAAGCAGCUUACCAUGCAUAUAUAACUACUCCAAAAAGCUACAAGGACCAGAUGCCACUACCUGGCCUUAAUAUGACGCAUCGUCAAUUAUUUUUCCUCAAUUUUGCUCAGGUAUGGUGCUCUGCAGUAACGUCCGAGGCAAUUGGCCUCCAAAUCGAGAAGGAUUCUCACUGUCCGGCUAAAUUUCGAGUGAUAGGUCCCCUUUCAAACCUUGCAGAAUUCUCCACCGAAUUCAACUGCCCAAAGGGCUCGAAAAUGAACCCCGUUCACAAAUGUGAAGUGUGGUAAUAAAUUUUCCCCAAUUUUUAAAAGCAGACUUUUUUCUCUGAAGAAAAAUCGAGCCAAAAAGGGAUUUUAAAAUGUAUUAAGUCAUUUCCUACAAACAGGAGUUUAAAUCUGAAUUUGACUCAGAUUUUUCGGCCUGUACAAUGGUAUUUGUUAAGAAUGUAGCACCGGUCGUCCACGGUGUAAAAAGAAUGAAAGUGUGCGUGUCAUAUGAUUAUUUUCAAAAAGAGAAGAAAAAAGAAAAAUUGGAAAUUAGAGCUUUUUUAUGAGUGAAUCUCUAAUAUGAAAAGUCCAGGUUGUGUGCCAGCACUUAUUUGUCACAAGGCACUAUAUAAUUUAAGACUACUGCUAUCGAUUAACGUUAAAUGUAAUUUAUUCGUAUUAUUAUAUUAUUACAAGUAAUAUAUCGUAGAAUUUGUAUCCCAUCAAGGUGAAUCUCGUUCUUAUGUUCGUUUCUUCUGGUUCAAAACUAAAAAUUUUCUUAGAAUUCAUUUUUAAAAUAAAAUUUUGUUCUUGAUUUUUGUACAAUCCUGGAGGAUACUAUUAUUUUUCUACACAUUUACAUAAACUGUGAGAACAAUAAUUGUGGGAGUUUUGAAGCUCCCUCACAUUUUUUACUUUUAUAAAUUAUAAUAUUCUGUUGAUGAAUAAUCUCUCAUUUUGUACCUCUAACAACAAAUUUAAAAACCGAUUUUUUAUAUUUAAAACCCGUUUUUUGUAGUGCAUUACACUUGACUUGUUAAACAUUUAAACAAUUAGAAUAAUUUCUAUGCUUAAACUUUUAGAUAUUUAACCGAUAGAACAUUUCAUUCGGUUAAACUUUUAAUCAAUUUUAACGUAUUUUUCUUUUAUUUGAAAAAACUUCAGUUUAAGGCCUGAAAUAUUGCGUAUUCAUACAACAUGAUUUAGCAGUUUUUGGUCAGAAACUAAAAAAACAUUAUUUUCUGAAUAAAAUGUUCAGUUUUCUCAGCUCGUAGUUGUAAAGUAUUGAAAAUGAAAUUUAAUGUUUAUUUCAACUAUUACUCUUUGUUUCACGGAUUAUAAUAAUUCGUAGAGGAGAGUACCUAAAUAUGAGAUACCAACUCUGUUUGGCGUGAUUGUCGGAAUUCUAUGUACUAAAUUUAAAAGUAAUAUAGGUCAUUUUAAAGAAAAUUUAGUUUGCC